CUUUCUGUCGCACGGCUACUUGUUACCAAUGAUAAGUCGCUUCUCUUGCUGCGACAAGCAAUGACGACGGCAGAUGCAAGAGCAGUAUAUCUUUCUCUCUUUCUUUCUAGCGUCCGCUUGGCCUUUUUUGCAACGGGUCGUAAGGUCAAACUCGGAAUAUAAUCGUUGGGCGGACCGCAGUACGAACGCGGAUGUCGCGGCUCACGCUGCGUGCAAGCCAGCUUACAUCACCGGUCAGCAGCGGGCUGCCGAAAAUUGCAAGAAGGGUGCGACUCACUUCCGGCCUGAGGUUCCUCUUCGUUCGACAAAAUUCCGUUUUCUUGUCUCGUCGGCGGAGAGUUACCGUGUCGCGAAGCAGGUCAUGAUCGGCUUCGGUAUCUCCUCAAUGGUGAAUCUCGGCUUCAGUCUCGCGCUGACGAUACUUUUGGUCCCGCUCCUCAUUAUCGCGUACUUAGUGAAGUGGACGCGGAAAUGUCGGGUACGCUUCGUGAGGUGGAAGUAUCCGAGCUACGUGGUGGUGGAGCACAAUAGCAUCCGCAGCAUCCUGGAUCAAGGACGAAACCACGGCAUCUUCACGCUCCUCGUGCAAGGACGCUCAAUCGCGGAUGGAGCGAGGAAUCACCUGGCGCAUCUCGCUUCCAGCAGGAGACUCCUCAGGUCGAACCUGUUCACGCGAUGGGGCGUAUACGUGUGGAAAGAGCUCGACUACUUCUCCGUCGACAGCCACCUCGUGAAGUCCCCGGGCUUGUUCCGCGGUCGGCCCAUCACCGAGAGCAACAUACAGGAUUACGUAAGUGACGUCACGUCCAAGUUCCUGCCGGCGAGGCUGCCGCCAUGGCAGGUGCAUGUAGUGAAUUGCCUCAUGAACGGAGAGGAGUGUCAGGUGUGCCUGGUGCGAGUGCAUCACUUGCUACUGCGACAGGAGCAUCUGACCUUGGCGGACUUCUUGCCGUUGAAGUACUCGACAGACGACUGGACAUGCCUAGAAAGCGACUCACCCUUCACGAAUUUGUACACCGCGCCUUCCGCUUUGCCGCGUCUUAGGCAGAUGCUGAUUGAGAGCUUCAGCAACUAUUGGAACGAUUUCCUCUACAAUAAUGACCCCAUCGAGCGGCCGGAGAUCCUGAAGAAGCGGAUUGGGCUGUUCCAGUGCGGCAAGAUCGCGAUGAUAGUACUGGUCUGCACCUUGAAGGAGCUGGCCAGACAAUGCCGAAAGACCGAAGGCUUGAGGUUCCCGGAGCUCCUGGCGAUCGUGCGACGCGAGUCGAGUAAACGAAACUUCUCCCCUAGGAUGGUACUCGACUCCGUCCUCAAGACCUUCAACCCCGUCGACGUGUUUUGCUCGUUCGUCACGUGGUCCUGGUACAUCAUGAUCACGUCGUUACUGAAGACGCCCGUUCUGCUCCUACGAGAGCUGCAAGCUCUGAAUUCGCAGCGCAAGCAUUGCCACCCGGAGACCCUGACGUACACGCUAUGGUGUUACCUCCCGCUGAUGUUCCAAGCGAUGCGGGAGGCAGUGUCCAUCAGUUGGAUAGCCGUAACGACGCCCAAAGUCAUCCUCGAGGAGUUGUUCUUCAAGCAUCCGCAGUCGAAUCGGCUGCAGACCAUCUCCCCGUGCGGCAGAAAGGUAGUGGCCUGGUCGGAGAGAGUUGACGUCGAGCUCGUCCGCAAGAUCGCCAAUGUAACUGGCGCGACCGAGGCGGAGAUCCUCUUGACGGCCACCGUGGACGCCCUGAAGGAGUACUUCAGGCACUCGACGAUCAACAUACCGAACAAUGUGUUCGCGACCGUGAAAUUUGUGAGCCAACGGGCGAUCUUCCUGCGGAAUCACGAGGCCCGGGGUAUCCUGUGCCUGGCAUUACCCAUCAGGACGCCGUUCUUCAACGACGAUCUCAUCGAGAUACUGCAGGUAGGAAUAAUCACCGAGAGGCUGCGAGAGCGAUUUUCUCAACGCGCUUGUUUCCCCAAGGUUAUUCAGAAGAACGUCCAUGACGCCAGGUCCAGGCAGAGUGCGAUCUACGCCAUCACGGCGGCGGAAACGUCCCGCGGAGUGAUUUCGUCCUGUUUGCCUUCUGUCCUCUUGAAGCUGCUGCUCAACCAACUCACCAAAAGAUAUUCUUUCUGCCUGACGCACGUGGACGGAGAUUUACCCGUCGAAGGGGUAGACACCGCGGUUUAUUGGCGGCCACCGCAAGGGAACUGCAAUAUGUCUAUGACCUUGCACAAGCACGGGAACGCAGUGCGCCUCGGCAUAAUGGGAGACGCGCUGAUCGGCCCUCAGCACUUCAUCAUCGCGCGAACGUUCCCGAAGAGCGUGCAAAACCUCGCUACCAUCUUGGGCGUUCCGCGGACGCUCAGCCGAAGUUCAAGUCCUAGUCCGCUGAGUCCGACGACAUCUCCAGGAUAUUGAUACGACUCGUCACGCACUCGACUCGAAAGGGAAGCUCACGGGUCGUCGAUAGGACUUUGGAAUUUUCCGCGUCGAGUUUUCCCACAACGAGCUUCUUUCUGUCGAGUAGUAGCCGAUUAGUAAUCGAUUAAUCGCGUGUUGUUACUUGAUAUUUAAAGCCAAUGUAUUUGUCGAAAAGAUAAUACAUGCGUGCGUGUGUGUGUAUAUGUGUGUGUGUGUGUGUGUGCGCGCGUGUACGAAAGAGUACGUGGUUCUAGACUCGACGGCACAGCGUCAGAAUUUUUAAG
Messenger RNA from Harpegnathos saltator (Jerdon's jumping ant), 2697 nucleotides. RefSeq lists its product as uncharacterized. Gene Ontology annotation, cellular component: plasma membrane. Bases 74 to 2410 code for a protein of 778 amino acids. NCBI's taxonomy places the organism in Eukaryota, Metazoa, Arthropoda, Insecta, Hymenoptera, Formicidae. The transcript is spliced from 6 exons. The record is from RefSeq and is a predicted model, not a curated record. Gene Ontology annotation, biological process: triglyceride biosynthetic process.